CAUACACAUACAUAUCCUUUUUGUACAAAUAGCAAAUUACAAUGUGCGGAGGAAACAACCCCCGUCCUACUUCCAACGGCCGCAUCGCAGUCAUGUUCCCCUCCGCAUCGACCAAGAGUAUGAAUACGUACUCGCUGUUUUUCCAUGAGGGUCAGACAGCGUCUCACACGCGAGCGGUAUUUCGGCUUGAAGAUCCCAGUACGAGAGAUGCAUUCGGGAAGUGCAAGAGUAUCGAUUUGAGGAUCGAGUAUGACCCCUCCCUCUUUCUAACUGUAUCUGGUGGUUAGGAGGGUUAUACAAUGCUAACAGGGGCUUGCAGACGGUAUGGGGAUCUCACAUCGGCGUUGACUGCGCCACCGCUGCAUCGGUUCCGGCUACGGCCUAACCCUAAAUCGGUGCGAAAAGGGAUGGAGAUGGAGUUUGUGUUGCCGGAAAGGUUGGAUCUGGGGGUUUCGGAGAGGGGGAUUGUAGGGAGGCAGGUUACUGUUGUUGCCGAG
Molecule: messenger RNA, 497 nt
Organism: Aspergillus novofumigatus IBT 16806
Lineage: Eukaryota; Fungi; Ascomycota; Eurotiomycetes; Eurotiales; Aspergillaceae
Exons: 1
Coding region: 42-287 (81 amino acids)
Source: RefSeq, a predicted model, not a curated record